Messenger RNA from Colletotrichum aenigma, 849 nucleotides. RefSeq lists its product as uncharacterized. The transcript has a single exon. The record is from RefSeq and is a predicted model, not a curated record. Gene Ontology annotation, molecular function: hydrolase activity, hydrolyzing N-glycosyl compounds. Bases 1 to 849 code for a protein of 282 amino acids. Lineage: Eukaryota; Fungi; Ascomycota; Sordariomycetes; Glomerellales; Glomerellaceae.
AUGCAUGGUUUCCUAGAGUUCGGAGACGCAACUUGGACGGGAGUCAACACCAACGCCAACGGACUAGCAAACACCACCAAGAUCACAGACGAGUGGAUCACCCCGAACAUCCGCGUUGGGCCUCUAGGCACAACCUAUCCCUUAAUCGAGUUCAAUAUGGAAGGAGAUACACCAAGCUUCCUGUGGCUCAUUCAAAAUGGUCUUUCUGCCACCGAGCAGCCGGAAUUGGGCGGUUGGGGAGGUCGAUACUCUCAGGUGGUCGAUGUCGACGGCAUCAACUGGUAUGGAAACUCGUUGGAUGCCCUCACAUUGUCUGAUGGGACUUCAUACUCGAGUAUUCAGGCGACGAUCUGGCGCUGGAGAGACGCUAUGCAGGACGACUUUGCCGCGCGGAUGCAAUGGACCCUGAACCAGAGCGUCAGCGCCGUAGCUCAUCCGCCUCUGGUCAGUGUGAAUGGUUCUGCAGGCCCUGAAGUUUUACGAUUCGACCUCAAGGCCAAUCAGUCCAUCAUAUUGUAUGGAGAAAGCACAUAUGACGCCGACCAUCCUGAGGAUUUGAGCCAGCUCGAUUUUGAGUGGUUUGAGUAUCCUGCAGCACAGGUGUACCCGCCGCAACCAAGUGGCCUUUUCAUUCAGCCACUCGCCUCACCCUCUGGUACAAACGGCGUGCUGUCUCUGAACGAAGCUGGAUUUGCGAAUGUCACGCUUGGUCCAAAGGUUGAGGUGUCGGUUGAAGAUAGCGCCUUCACGGAUGGCAAAGAAUGGCAGGUGGUCUUGCAAGUUCGCACGAAGAAAGGGCCACACCCAAUUAGACGUUACAAAAGGAUUAUAAUCACAACCAAGGACUGA